Messenger RNA from Sabethes cyaneus, 1742 nucleotides. RefSeq names its product zinc finger protein 664-like. The coding region runs from base 76 to 1521 and encodes 481 amino acids. Gene Ontology annotation, biological process: regulation of transcription by RNA polymerase II. Gene Ontology annotation, molecular function: RNA polymerase II cis-regulatory region sequence-specific DNA binding; DNA-binding transcription factor activity, RNA polymerase II-specific. NCBI's taxonomy places the organism in Eukaryota, Metazoa, Arthropoda, Insecta, Diptera, Culicidae. The transcript is spliced from 2 exons. The record is from RefSeq and is a predicted model, not a curated record.
AAGAUAAAUUUGCCAAUAAAUUGUUGCGGUGUGAAACAAAUUGUGUAUGAAAAGUGUUCCGGUCUCGAUAUCGACAUGGAAGAAGCGUCUAUAAAAAUGGAAAAGCCGGAAGUGUCCACUGCGAUAAAAGUGGAGGAAGUGAUAAUAACCCAUACUCUCGAAGAGGAACCAUCAGCACUCGCUAGUAAAAGUAAUGGAGUUGACUGUUCCGGUGAAACAACGCUGCCGAAAGCAGAAAUACACAUUGACGGCACAGGUGAAGUGAGUGAUGAUGAACCUACGACGGUAGAAAGCCCAGUUGGCGAAGUGGACAAAACAGAGCCUGCUGCGGUUGCUGACGGCAACGUUGUGGCUUCCAAUUCAAGCGACACGAACCGUUCGGAAACGAAUCGUUCCGGGCGCGAUCACUGGAAGAAGCUCAAGUACAGUUACAGCGUUGAGCGGCCAUUCGAAUGUGACAUUUGCGGUUUAUGUUAUAAAAGUAGCGGUACCCUGAGCGCUCACCGAAAAAGACACACAUCCACUCCCGAGCUGAAGUGCUUGGUUUGUGAGAAAAGCUUCCUUUUUCAUCAUGAACUCGGGCAGCACAUGUACAGUCACACCGACGAAAGACCCUGCACAUGCGACAUCUGUGGCUCAUCGUAUAAGUCAAAACGCGCCUUGGACGUUCACAAAAACUACAUCCACACAACCGUUGUGGAUUAUCCGCACAAGUGCGAAACUUGUGGAAAAGGAUUCCGACUUAGACAGCCGCUCAGGAACCAUAUGCGCAGUCAUAGUGAUGAGAGACCUUUUCCGUGCGACAUCUGCGGUUUAGCAUUCAAGUCUGCUCGCGAUUUGAAAGUACACAAGGCGAAAGUUCACACCGACACUGACUUUGUGGAUCGUCGGUACAAGUGCAAGCUUUGUGGACAAAGCUUCGGAGGUCGUACUGCAUUGUCAAUUCACAGGCGCAGUCACAGUGAUAACCCAGCCAUUGACGAGCGUCCACACAAGUGUGACAUUUGUGAGAAAAGCUUCAGUUUUUAUGGUAAGCUAGUAGACCACAUGGGCAGUCACAGCGACGAGAAACACUUUACCUGCGACAUCUGCAGCUUGUCAUACAAAUCAAAAGACGCUCUAUACUAUCACAAAAAACGUGUCCACCCGACCGUUUUGGGCAUUGUGGAUCAUCCGUUCAAGUGUCAUAUUUGUGGACAAGGUUUUGCCUAUCGUUGUCUGCUCACAAUUCACAUGCGCAAGCACACCGACGAGCGACCUUUUGAAUGCGACAUCUGCGGCUUAACGUACAAGUCAGCUUGUAAUCUGGAAGUUCACAAGAAAACUCACUCAACGGUUUUGAAAAAUGCGCAUACGUGCGACAUUUGCGGUAAGGGCUUCGGUGCUCGAUAUCGCCUUGCAAUCCAUAUGCACAGUCACAGUGACGAGCGCCCGUUCAAAUGUGACGUCUGCGGCUCCACGUACAAGGCAGAGAAUAGCCUAAGUAGUCACCGGAAACGGCACACCUCGGUCCAGCCUUGAUUCCUGAUGGGAAUUUUGUGGAAAAUUCUCCGUUUGCUUCACAAACUAGGCCAAAGUUAUACAACAACAUCAAGUACGCUUAUGGCAGUCCUUCUCCCAUUAACUCAGGAAACCACCAGAAAGUAUAGAACUAAGGUAACUGCCGAGAGUACAGGAAGAUUGUGAAACUUUAAUCACCAAAUAUUAUGUCCUUCAAGGUACACAGCUGUCACAUAAGGUAA